AUGAACACAGGAGAAGUCAUUUAUACAUCGUUGGAGGUCCUCAUCGCCAUCAGCUGCUGUCUGGGGAACAUGCUGGUUGUUUUGGCUCUGUGGAAAACUAAAAGCAUCCAGCAGCCAACCUUCUGCCUCAUCUUGUCUCUGGCUGUGGCUGACUUCAUGGUUGGAUUUGUUGCCAUACCUCUGGCAGUGCUGGUGGAUGGGCGUCUGGAGACUUCAUUCCACACUUGCCUCUUCAUCAGCUGUGUGGUCAUCCUCUUGACCCUAGUUUCAGUCCUUUGCCUCAUGGCUAUUGCUGUUGAUCGUUACCUGCGUGUCUAUACCCCUCUGCGGUAUAAACGGAUUGUAACCUGGAGACACGCCUAUUCUGUGGCAGCAACAUGCUGGCUGGCUGCAGUGCCACUGAGUUUUACUCCUAUGCUUGGAUGGCAUCAAGACCUACCUGACUCUGUUAAUUCUACAUUUAUCUGCCAGUUUGUGGGGGUGAUUCCCAUGUCUUAUUUGGUUUACUUCAAUUUUUUUCUCUGCAAUCUGACUCCUCUGCUGGUGAUGACUUUGUUGUACAGCUAUGUCUUCUGCUACAUUCGGGGAAACCUGAAAGACAAACCAGGAAACGGUGCUCAAAAUCAAUCUCAAAAAUACCUACAGAAAGAAAAACAACUGGCAUCAUCUCUGUCUCUAGUCUUGGCCCUGUUUGCCCUGUCUUGGCUUCCUCUUCAUAUCAUGAACGUCAUUGUUUACUUUAAAGUGCCAGCUAUUGUACCAAAUGAAGCUUUCUACGUUGGCAUUUUGCUUUCACAUGCUAAUUCAGCUGUCAACCCAGUAGUGUAUGCAUUUAAAAUGAGAAAGAUCAAGACAGCUUAUGUGAAGAUUUGGAGACAGUUUGUUCUGUGUUCAGCAGAAAAUCAAGGCUCUCAGGCAAACCAGACAACAGACAACCCAAGCAUUACCAUAAAAAGUGUUGACAUUGACUAAGAUCUGUAUGAUUGUCUCUUCUGCGUAAUUGAAAGAAUCAAAAUUUGUGGAAAAUAUUGUUGUGUAUGGGUUCCUUGUGUAAUA
This is a messenger RNA of Fundulus heteroclitus (mummichog), 1056 nucleotides long. Its product is annotated as adenosine receptor A1. The transcript is spliced from 2 exons. Lineage: Eukaryota; Metazoa; Chordata; Actinopteri; Cyprinodontiformes; Fundulidae. Gene Ontology annotation, biological process: G protein-coupled adenosine receptor signaling pathway. The coding region runs from base 1 to 972 and encodes 323 amino acids. The record is from RefSeq and is a predicted model, not a curated record. Gene Ontology annotation, cellular component: synapse; membrane; dendrite. Gene Ontology annotation, molecular function: G protein-coupled adenosine receptor activity.